Linum trigynum is the source of this 300-nucleotide messenger RNA. The record is from the annotation of a GenBank genome assembly. Lineage: Eukaryota; Viridiplantae; Streptophyta; Magnoliopsida; Malpighiales; Linaceae.
AUGGCGGGGGAGAUUGGGGAUCUUAGGAAUCCAACGAGGAUUUUUUUUAAAUCCUCGAUUUUCAGCAUCGACUCGACGUUUCGGUCUCGUUUUGAGGAUGCAACGAGCAAUUCCUUGAGCGAUGAGCGAGUUCUUCUUAGCGGCGAUUCCGUUGCCGGUCGAUUUCAAGAACUAGGACAGAACUUUGGAGAUUCCAUCGAAGUGAGACGGCCGCGAGCUGCGAUUGCUUCUCCUCCCCUCCCGUUGCGGCUGCUCAUCGAGCUCAAAAGCUCCUCCAGAACCACCGCACGAUUCUCCUAG